This is a messenger RNA of Dendronephthya gigantea, 1168 nucleotides long. Its product is annotated as homeobox protein goosecoid-like. The record is from RefSeq and is a predicted model, not a curated record. Bases 298 to 885 code for a protein of 195 amino acids. NCBI's taxonomy places the organism in Eukaryota, Metazoa, Cnidaria, Anthozoa, Malacalcyonacea, Nephtheidae. Gene Ontology annotation, molecular function: RNA polymerase II cis-regulatory region sequence-specific DNA binding; DNA-binding transcription factor activity, RNA polymerase II-specific. Gene Ontology annotation, cellular component: nucleus. The transcript is spliced from 3 exons. Gene Ontology annotation, biological process: regulation of transcription by RNA polymerase II.
UUGUGUAGCUUAGGUUCCACCUUCAGUAUCAACAAGAUAUGAUCAUGUUAAGUAUCACAAAAGAGGUCCUGUCAGUUAAAUGGACGCUGCCCAGCGCCUCGUAGGGGAGCAAUUUAAAGUAUCCUGUUCUUCACCCGGUUAACUAAGGUUACGAUGUAAACAACGUCUCAAACGUGAUGCUAAGAAUGUAUCGUGUUAGGGAUUGCCCGCCCAAAUAAUCUGCCAAUGACGUAGCGAUUACUCGCAUUUCCUUGAGAUAAAUAUCAAAAUCUUGUUAAGACACUCCACUCAUGUCUAAUGACCACACUCAAACAGUGCGGCUGUAGCGCCGACCAUCUGUUAUUACCAAACACUGCCUUACGACAAACACAAGAAAACCACAUCGGCAAGAAAGCCUUCGAAAGACUUAAGGACCAUUUGAAAAGAAAAUCAGUUAUGGCGUUGUCAUUUUCAAUCGACAGCAUUCUCGCAAAACCCACUUAUAGACCUAUCAAGCCUAUGUCUUCGGUCCACGUUCAGCCUUAUCCAGCACUGAUUAUCACACCAAUGACUCAGUACCGAGCGAACGGAGAGACUUCUCUUCCACCAUUUCCCCUUGCGACGCGAAAGAGACGCAAGAGAUAUCGAACCAUCUUCAAUGAGAAACAAAUUGAACUUCUGGAAGAACUGUACAGGACUACCCCGUAUCCAGAUUUGUAUCAAAGGGAGAAUGUCGCUCUUCACGCUGGAUUACAAGAAGAGAGGGUCGAGGUCUGGUUCAAGAAUAGACGUGCGAGAACUCGUAAAUUGAAAAGGGCUGCGAAUAAAGAGUCCUUAAAAGACAAGGAAGACGACGAAAAUGUGGACAAACAGAAAAAUGGAAAGACAGACGAAGAUGACAGCUAAAAAGAUGAGUCUCGGUGCUUCCCGAAAUGGCCUGUUGUCGCACUGCCGGUUGAGCAAGUGAAGAAAAUUAACUCCUGAUCAAAAGCUAAUCCCAUUCAAAUGCAAGAGGUUUUAUAACGAUGUGAUGAACACUUUGAACAAAGUUAAACUAACAAGAUGGCUUUUAUCAUAAGCCCAGGAGAAUUGUGUACAUAGUUUUUGGUCAAAAAGACUAAGUAAUAAUAUUAUAAUUAGUUAAAAGAAGUUAGAUAUGGUUAAGAUGUAUGGAUUUGUACAGUAUUUG